This is a messenger RNA of Cydia amplana, 1903 nucleotides long. It is a transcript of the gene coro, whose product is annotated as coronin-1C-A. Gene Ontology annotation, molecular function: actin filament binding. Bases 68 to 1804 code for a protein of 578 amino acids. The record is from RefSeq and is a predicted model, not a curated record. Lineage: Eukaryota; Metazoa; Arthropoda; Insecta; Lepidoptera; Tortricidae. The transcript has 13 exons. Gene Ontology annotation, biological process: actin filament organization.
UACUUAGUGUUUAAAUUUGGUUUGAGCUUGUAUAUAAUUAACUGUAAGAGAAGUUAAAGCUUUUAAGAUGAACAUGAACAUGGAAGUAGAUGGGGAAGUGCGAAGGCACAAUAGCUUUACGAGCCCAAAUACUCGUGCACCGGUUGCAAGGAGAUUAGGGAGAGAACGAUGUCGAAGUUAUCACGCGCAAACACCUGAGGCUGACAAAAAUCUAAUUCGUAAAAGUGCACCUAUGAAAAUUGUGCCUAAAAUGUCGUUUAGAGUGGUGCGUAGUUCUAAAUUUCGCCAUGUGUACGGGCAAGCCCUCAAGCGGGAGCAGUGUUACGAUAAUAUUAGGGUGUCCAAGAGUUCUUGGGACUCGACGUUCUGCGCCGUGAACCCCAAGUUCCUGGCCAUCAUCGUGGAGUCCGCGGGAGGCGGCGCCUUCAUCGUGCUGCCCCACAACAAGGUCGGCCGUAUCCCAGCAGACCACCCACUGGUUGGAGGUCACAAGGGCCCCGUAUUGGACAUCUCCUGGUGCCCCCACAACGACAAUGUCAUCGCCAGUGGCUCUGAAGACUGCGUCGUCAAGGUGUGGCAGAUCCCAGAUGGCGGGCUCUCGCGGACGCUAACGGAGCCCGUAGUGGAUCUGGUGUUCCACCAGCGGCGGGUCGGGCUCGUGUUGUGGCACCCGACAGCGCAGAACGUCCUGUUGACGGCCGGCUCCGACAAUCAGAUUGCGAUAUGGAAUGUGGGUACCGGCGAGGUUCUGAUCACUCUGGACUGCCACCCCGACCUCAUCUACUCGGCGUGUUGGAAUUGGACCGGCAGCAAACUGCUCACUACGUGUCGAGAUAAAAAAAUACGCAUCAUCGACCCCCGUAAGGGUGAGGUGGAGUCGGAGGCGCUCGCGCACGAGGGCAGCAAGGCCUCGCGCGCCAUCUUCCUCAAACAUGGACUGGUUUUCACUACCGGUUUCAGUCGCAUGUCGGAGCGGCAAUACUCGCUGCGCACCCCGGAUGCGCUCGGCGAGCCCAUCGUGACGGUGGAGAUCGACACCAGCAACGGCGUCAUGUUCCCGCUGUACGACCCAGACACCAACCUCAUCUACCUGUGCGGCAAGGGCGACUCGGUCAUACGGUACUUCGAGGUAACCCCGGAACCGCCGUUCGUGCACUACAUCAACACCUUCCAAACGCCGGACCCGCAAAGAGGUAUCGGCAUGAUGCCUAAGCGAGGCUGCGAUGUUGCUACGUGUGAAAUUGCCAAGUUCUACAGGCUUAACAACUCUGGCCUGUGUCAAGUGGUAUCAAUGACGGUGCCCCGCAAGUCGGAGCUGUUCCAGGAGGACUUAUACCCGGACACGCUCAGCGAUGAAGCAUCUCUUACAGCCGACGAGUGGGCCGGCGGCGAGGACGCGGAGCCCUGCACCAUGUCGCUCAAGGGCGGCUACGUGUCGGGCCGCACCGCGACCCAACUCCACGUGACCAAGAAGGCCAACGCGCUCGCGGGUGCGAAAGAGAAGGAGCGCGACAAGGACCGGUCCCCGACUCCUGCGCACAAGAGGGACGACAGUCAGUGCGUCACACCGGCCAGCGCGACGCCUCCACCGGCGGUUACUGCCGUCAUUGAGAAACAGCUCUCCGACCUAAUGGACGAGAUCCGGAAACUGAAAUCCGUGAUAGUGAAACAAGAGAACCGCAUCCGAGCGCUCGAGGCCACCGUGAAGGAGGUCGCCGUGAAGGCGCCCCCCUCCCCGCAGCCCUCGCCGCAACCCUCCCCGCAGCCCAACCACACCGAGAACAUGGCGCCCGACGAGGUGUGAGCGCGGCUGGGACAAACGAGGUCUGUUAGAAAUGUCGCUGGCUAAACAUUCAAUUGCUGUACAACAGGGAGACUUUUGUUAUGUGUAUUUUUAUAAAAU